Molecule: messenger RNA, 318 nt
Organism: Rotaria sp. Silwood2
Lineage: Eukaryota; Metazoa; Rotifera; Eurotatoria; Philodinida; Philodinidae
Source: the annotation of a GenBank genome assembly
AUGGCAAUCUUGGAAAGCACUUCAAUUGUAAAAUUUCGAAGUAUAUUUCUAAAUGAAUUUCAUCAAUUACUUGUUGAUUUUCAUUUCAUUAAACAAAAUCAAAGACGUCGUACAUAUGGAGCAUCUAUUUUGAAUCCGAAUUUAACACCAAGUACAGGUUAUUAUCAAACUCUAGGACGUGUAUCAUCAAAAAUACCUCCAUCAAAAGUAAGACAGAGUUUAAAAGUUUUGUUUAAUGGUAAAAGUGCUCUAACAAUACUUAAUCGUCAAAAUGAAAGUUUCUUAGAAAAAAAGAUUUGUAGAUCCGAUGGCAAUUAA